Brenthis ino (lesser marbled fritillary) is the source of this 4929-nucleotide messenger RNA. Lineage: Eukaryota; Metazoa; Arthropoda; Insecta; Lepidoptera; Nymphalidae. The record is from the annotation of a GenBank genome assembly.
AUGCGGAUCAAAACGUAUACAGAAUUUCGCCCGAAUGGGCCACCGCCACGGCUAGGGCUGAAGGCGGCCAGCCCCGGCGUCGACGAGGACUGUAAUAGCAACACCAGCCUCGCCGGCAGCCAACACUCUACACACGAUGAUCUCGACGCGCAUUGCGAUAACUCAGGAUAUUUGUGGCUCCUCGACUAUAAUCCGAUGUUUCGGGACAGCUCGUGCCACCACAUCUCAGUUUUGUCGUCCGUAUCCGCCUCGUAUAAGGGAAUAAGCGACCUUACAUCUCGUUUCGAAUUCACCUCCCGUUACAAAGAUAUGGCUCGGGAUCUCGACGCAAACCUCGCUGAAGCCGAUAUGGAGAGCUUCAAGACGGAAGACAUUCACGCUCUCUUGCUGACCGCCGACUUGCCCCACGACGCCAUUAUUGAUGAUAUAACACAUGACAGUAACCCUCAAGGCGAGAUGUUCGCGAGCAUUUCAAGUUCUCUAUUGGAAAAGUUUCGGUUCGACAGUUCAAUGAGCGCUGGCAGUAGUUUACAGGGAGAAGAAUCCGUCGGUUCCAUCAAUACUAUGUCAAUAUGCAAAUCGGAGUUAUUAUUCUCUCCGGUAAAAGAAGGUGCACAUGGUGUACACUUCAGCGUCGACAGUCUCGACUGUGAACUACCAACAGAACAAGAGCUUAUUCUAACGUGUCAAGCAAAUAAAGAUAACUAUACCAUCGCCUUUGAGGGAAGUCUCACCAUUUACUCCGAGGAUAGUGAGUGUGCUGAACCCGCCGUCAAUCAAAAACAUGACAAACAGGUUAAGGAAGACAUAAAUUUAACAUUAGAUAGUGAUGAACGAACGCGCAGGAAUUUAGAAUUAUUAGAACGAUGUAAGAAAUUAACAAAUAAGCUAACAACGUCAAUGGCUAGAAGCGAUUUAGGAUUAACUACGUGGAGUAAACUUAAGAAACAAAAUAGUCAAUCGCCGUUAAAGAGGCAUCCUUCUGGUAACAAUAAUGAAGAUUCUACUGAACCUUCUGAUACAACAAGUGAAAUGAAUAAUUCUGUAAUUAAAAGUCAAAGUUUACCAAAUUUAUAUAGACGAAAAUUGUUAAGCAGUUCCAUUAACUCUGCCGCCUUAAGUAAUUCAACUGUCGAUUCUUUCUCAGCUAACCAGAGGUUAAUUGGAACAUCUACUUGUAUGAAGGUAUACGAUGUUUCACAAAAUCGUUCGUCACAUGGAAGUCAACAUUCUGAACCAAUGAGUACAUCUUCAACCGAAAAUCAAACAUCGUCAGAUAAGAGUCAAACAAAACAGCAAUCUUUUAACUUAGUUAAAUUGUUUAUGAAACAAAAAAGUAUUAGUAAUGAUGGUAUCGUUGGCAUGGACCAGCUAGAUAGAUCAGAAUGUUGGCCGUCCAGUUCAGGUGGGGAAAGUGGGGAGUCAAUGGCUGAACAAAAACUUGGAAGCUUAAAAAAUGCCGAAAGGCCACAAGUCGAAUUACCACUUGAGGCUUUUGAGGACACUUCAUCCGUUGUCUAUGAGGAAAUUCGAUCAUCUAAUCCCUACAACAGAGUAUAUGAUGAAGUGUUAAUUGAAGAAGAAGAAGCAGAUGGAUCUAAAAGUGAUAAUGAAACUCAACUCUAUGCUGUAGUCAAUAAGCCGCAUAUAAAACGAACAAACUUAAACAUUUCAAAUAGUCCCUCAAAACUCAGGAGUAACCGAAAAUCGUGUUCAUCACAGUCGUCUGCUACAAGCGUCAGUAUUUCUAGUUGUUCAGAAUCAGAUGGAACUCAAAUAACAAGAAUGAACAGAGCAUUACAAAAGGAUUCAUGUGACACUAAGGCCACAUCUACACAUCUCGAAGCAACCACUUUGGAUAAAAGUAUACAAACAUCCAACAUGCAAGUGUCAGGCGUAUCACGUGAUCGUGAAAUAUUCAAAGUUAUCGAACCUUCUUUUCUUGAAAAGUUAAAAGAAGUCGAUUGUGAAAAACCUGUCUUUGUUUUAUAUCCAAAUUAUACACUACCAGAUAUAGGUUUUUUGAAUGGUAGACCUAAUAUAUAUCUAAAUCCUGUUAAAGUAAAUAUACCCAAGUCAAAUGAAAGUAAAAGAAAUAGAAUGCAACCGAAAGGUAAACGGCCAUUUUCAUGUAACGAUCUGGAGUUGCUCAAAAAGAAAGGUCUCGGUCAUAUAAAGGAUUGGGAUUCAUUAAAUUUCCUAUUACCUGUCGAAUGUAGGCAAUUAUUGUCUGAAGUGCCUGAACUAAUGCAACACAUGAAAGAGAAAGACGUGGCAUGUAAGUGUGAUAAAUACUGUAAUACAGCAAAAACAAAGAAUCGGCCAACAAGUUGUGAUUGUAAUAAUAUGACUGGCCACCCUACAGCGGUUUCAUCAAGCUCUAGUACAGCAACACAACCGUCUUCUGGCUAUCGAGGAUCUUCAACGAUGCUUACCGAUUCUUCUGCACAAAACAGUCCAGCACCAACAGGAGCAUUCAAUCCAUUGUUCGUAUACCGCUAUGACAGCGCUACUAGUUCAGAAGCAAGUUGCGUAAACAAUGAAGGUCAUAGAAUAAAUCCUACGAUCCCUAAAAGAACGUUGUCAAUAGCAGAGCAAAACAGGAUGAUUAAAGGAGAAUUAGCACCUCCAAGACCACCAUUGCCAAAGAGCAUUUUGCGCAAAUCCGUCGAAAAAACACGAAAAUCUAGCGUACAUACAAAACGAUACAGCAUGUUUGAGUUGGAUGAAUUCAUACAAGAUCCUAUAGUCUGCGCCACGGCUGCAGUGGAAAACAAAAGUAAAAGAAGGUCGCUACAAGAACCAUAUUAUCUUCAGAAUCAAACUAAUAUGGAUUACAGAAAAAAUAAUGAUUUAGCAGCCAAAAGAUUAUCGCAACAGUUUCUUGAUGCUGCUGAAAAGGAUGCGGAUUAUAAUGAGUACUACCAAGAUGAAGGAGUUGGUACGGAAAGUAGUUUAGAAUCUGGAAAGUCUAACGAAAUUAAGUACCGACCACAUACACCGCCGCUUCCUAAGCCGAGAACGAAGAAAAUAGAAUAUAUAGAGUUUCCACCUCCCGGAGCGCUUAUAAGCAGUGCAGAUUUACAACAAUUAGAAGAGUUUCUCAAGCAAAGUGGUAUCAACUGCCAAAACAUGGAUGAAUGGGAUCAGACUCAAGUACAAAAGGUAAGAAGUCAAGUUACGAAGUUCCUCCAAAUGAAACGUUCACAGGAAGAAAAUCAAAGAUCAACAGAUUCUAGUACUAGCAGUUGUAAUAGUAAAAAAUCUGUAAGCUUUGCCCAAAAAGGUGACACGAAAACUGAGAAUCAAACUCAGACGAAAGUGGAUGAACUAAAAGUAACUACUCUUUCUACACCGCCUAAUUCUCCUAAUAUAUCUGCCAUGGUAGCGCAAAGGCAUUAUCAGGGUAAAAAUUUGGCUGAAAUCCCUAUUUGUGAAGAAGGUGAAGUGACCCCCGAUGAAUUUUCAAGUCCUACUAAUGAAGCGAGACAAAAAUACGAUCUUAUCGAUGUAUCCCAAAAGAGAGCUUUAGUAUCAAACGUAACGGAUGCUGUGGAGAUGUUGAUUCAGCAUUUCUCUCCCGCAACGGAUCAAACGGAAUUAGCGUUUCUAGGAGAUUCAAAGAAAUCGCCUGCUUGCGCUAAAAUCGCUCUAAAUGCGUUAUGUCCUGCUUUGUAUGCGAUAUUCAGAGACGGUUUGAAGGAAAACAUCGAGACUUCAUUUGGGGCCGUCAAUAAUUCUGUCUGGCAAAUGGUCGAAGCUACAGCCAGACAAGGUCCCAUAACAAAAUCUUUAAAUGAGCUGGUUUUAAGAAUAAACAGUGAAGAUGCCGUUACAGAAGGACUAGUCAAGUUCAAUGCAUUCAUUUUGGGACUACUUAACGCGCAAUCAGUAGACGCAUGGGUGUCAUACGUUCGGACAAGGGAAUCAAUUUUGGCGAAACAUUAUGAUCCAGAUUCUCUCAUUCUGGCCGGUUGUGUUGGUGAAUCACGUUGUAGGGCCCUCCUAGAUACACUACUGGCCAGUCUCGAACCACUCAAAUUAUUACCAUUUUCCUUGGACCUCAUGUUCGAAAUGCGCGAAUUGCAUCGAAGCUUUAAGAAAAUAGAAAGUGACAUGCGAGCAGCUAGCCGGUUAGACACAAGUGGCGAAGAACAAUGGCGUCCCAGUUCUGCCAACAGCAGCGCGAGUGGGCAAACUGGGAAUAGCAACAAUUCCGGUGGAAAAUUCCGUCGGUUGCAACUGAAAUGGGAGAUGUUGAGCAACGCUGAAAGCCCUGUCACGCCCUCUGGCGAAACAUCGCCAGCAACCGCACGAGGAUCUAAGAUCCCAAGGCCGGUGUCAUCCCCUGUGCGACCUCAAGCGCCCGCAAUACAGUCGCCUGCGAAGAACACGCACAGAGGUAUCCCAGUACCAGUUCGAAAAAGUACAUCGCCUACAGCGUCAGCCCCUCGUACUAACACCACAGGCAGAACAAAUGCUAACAAAAAGCCCCCGCAACCGGCUAAUAGAGCUAUACCCGAGAAGGCAACAAGGAAAGCCGCGGAGAAAACAAGUCAAAGGGUCAAAAAUGUUGCUGUUAAAAACACUAUCGUUGCUAAGAAAUCUACAGCGUCGCGCGUGGACGGCGUAGGCGCGGGCGGCGCGGGCGGGCGGCCGGCGUCGCUGCCGUACGGGCGCACGCCGCCGCCCGCGCCGCGCCGCGCGGCCUCCUCCUCGGCCGCGCGCGCGCAGCACCACCGCACGCCGCAGAAGCACAGAUACGUCAGAACGCUUUGGCACAGAUUACCCACUGAUUCAGGGCACUUGGCGUUCAACGAGGGGGAGAGAUUGCGACUUAUUCUAGAAGUCGACGAUCAAUACUUGCUAUGCUGUCGGGGGGAUCAAAAAGGCUUGGUCCCACGGGAUGCAGUUCUCUUGGAGGAUUUC